Molecule: messenger RNA, 798 nt
Organism: Hyaloperonospora brassicae
Lineage: Eukaryota; Oomycota; Peronosporomycetes; Peronosporales; Peronosporaceae
Source: the annotation of a GenBank genome assembly
AUGAUGGAAUCAGAGCACACGGAGAAUAUCACAGAGGAGAAGCCGCUGCUGUCCGAGCAUGCUGUGGGUAUCACGAUAUACAAGGAGGAAGACGAUAGACAGGAGGAGAUGAUUGUGCUCAAGGUCAAGACGCUCAGCGAGAAGCCGCUGCGUGUCGAAGUGGCGCUAUCGGCCACUGUAGCGGAGCUCAAGGAGCUCGUGAAGGAAAAAGCGCACGCAGAAGACAAGUUCCUGCGUCUGAUUCAUCAAGGCAAAAUGUUAUCGGACGAUAGCGUGACGCUAGCGAGCUGCAAAGUCAAGGACGAAGACUUUGUCCACUGUGCCAUGAGCUCGACCCCAUCGAAAGCGGCAGUCCAGCAGAUGCAUGCUAGUGACAGUGACAUCGAGGAGCGGGAGGACCCGGCCACACGAAGAGGCUUUGACCGACUCCGUGAUCGUCUCAGUCGCGAGGAGAUCCAGGCGCUGCGUCUGUAUUUCUACCCACAACUUUCAGUGUACAUCAGUCAGGCAGAACGCGUCGAUGGCGAGGGCAGUGAAGACCGGAUAUUUCGACUGGAAGACGAGUGGAUGGCGUCCCAGGGUCCACAGUCUGAGUUUGCCCUCAACGUUCAGCAGAUAAUGAAGGCACUGGAACGGAGUUUUUGUGGGGGGUUCUUGAUGGGUCUCCUGCUCGGUGUAUUUAUGCUUCUCAUGCUCCUCGACCGGUCUGUCCCUCGCAAGCAAAAAGUCGGCCUGCUGCUCGGUGUCAGCAUGAACUUUUUCCUGAGUGUCGUCCCGCGAGCUGUCUCGGACCAAUAA